Molecule: messenger RNA, 4138 nt
Organism: Acanthaster planci (crown-of-thorns starfish)
Lineage: Eukaryota; Metazoa; Echinodermata; Asteroidea; Valvatida; Acanthasteridae
Gene: pelo
Product: pelota mRNA surveillance and ribosome rescue factor
Biological process (GO): nuclear-transcribed mRNA catabolic process, no-go decay; nonfunctional rRNA decay; nuclear-transcribed mRNA catabolic process, non-stop decay
Cellular component (GO): cytoplasm
Source: RefSeq, a predicted model, not a curated record
UCAACCUGGGUGAAAACCGCAAUCUGUUUACGGACAGUUUGUCAACGUUUUGGUCAUCUUCUCACAGUCUGCGCUGUUAAAAAAAAUCCUGAGGGAGGAAUAUAUUGCCUGUUGACCUCACUCUGUGUGAAAAAAUGGAUGUAGCAGCAAGAAGUCAAAUCAAGAAAACACACAGACUCCUGAUGCCCUAAGAUAGUCUUUAGUGACUGUGACAAGACCAACUGAUUUACCUUGCGAUCUUAAGUGUAGGAAUUACUGCUUGAAGGUGGUGUUAUCAUCAAGAUGAAGCUUGUCAGCCGGGAUCUUGAGAAAGAUGGAGCAGGGCAAGUGACCCUCAUCCCGGAGGAGUCGGAGGACAUGUGGCAUGCCUUCAACCUGAUCCGGGCUGGCGACAGCCUGCGGUCCACCACAGUCCGCAAGGUGACCACCGAGACGGCCACGGGCAGCAGCAGUAGCAACCGGGUCCGCACCGUGCUGACCGUCUCGGUGGAGGACGUGGACUUUGACGUACAGGCCUGCGUGCUGCGGGUCAAAGGCCGCAACAUCCAGGAGAACCAGUAUGUUAAGAUGGGGGCAUAUCAUACAUUAGAUUUAGAGCUCAACCGAAAAUUCACUCUUGCCAAGCAGUUGUGGGAUGCAGUCGACCUUGAAAGAAUAGAAACGGCCUGUGACGCGGCGCAAAUGGCCGACGUGGCCGCAGUCGUGAUGCAGGAGGGGCUAGCACUCAUCUGCCUGGUCACCCCCAGCAUGACUUUGGUGCGGGCCAAGAUCGAGCACAACAUCCCACGCAAACGCAAGGGGUCCUGCUCACAGCACGACAAAGCCCUGCUGCGCUUCUACGAUGCCCUCAUGCAGGCCAUUCUUAGACAUGUCAACUUCGAUGUUGUUAAAUGUGUGCUAGUAGCAAGUCCGGGCUUUGUGAAGGACCAGUUUUGUGAGUUCAUGUUUCAAGAAGCCAUUAAGUUGGAGAACAAAGUCCUCCUAGAGAACAAGCCCAAGUUUCUACUGGUCCACUCUUCCUCCGGGCACAAGCAUGCUCUCAAAGAGGUAUUGUCCAACCCAGCGGUAACAGCAAGGCUAGCUGACACCAAAGCAGCAGGGGAGGUGAAAGCACUAGAUGCCUUCUACAACAUGCUGCAGAAUGAACCAGACAGGGCCUUCUAUGGAAUCACUGAAGUGGAGACUGCCAAUGCUGCCACUGCCAUAGAGACAUUGCUCAUCAGUGACAAGCUCUUCAGGUCACAGGACAUUGCUCAGCGCCAGCGCUACGUUGCCUUGGUGGAGAGCGCUCGAGAGAAUGGGGGCGAUGUCAAGAUAUUCUCAAGUCUGCAUGUGUCAGGCGAACAACUCGACUUGCUCACUGGAGUGGCAGCAAUACUACGUUUCCCUAUGCCUGACAUUGAUGAACUAGGCCGCGACUCCAGCUCCGACGAGGAUUGAAACUAUUUGAGCCUCUUCUGGGGACAUUAUGUUCCUGAAUUUCCUAGAGAAGACAUCAUCUGCAGACUUUCAGGAGUCAGGAGGCAGCCAUGUUCCUGUGGUUCCCUGAAGCCAUGGCAUACGGGAUGCCAUGCAUGUAAUGAUGUGGAAGGUACCAGUCUUGUGGCUUGGUCGCCCAUCUGAAUUGGUCAAGGAGAUUUAAAAGCUUUUAGUAUGUUCACCAAAAAUUGAAUGCAUGGCUUUUAAGGAAAUAUCACAAACACAUCUGGCUAAUCAAAGUUGCAUUUGCUCACUGACAUUCACCGAGAGGUGGCACACUGCUUUUCCAGAAUGUUCACUACCAGCCAUCAAGGCUGUCAACUGCGUCCAGAUAGUUGGAUUGCUGACCAAAAACAUCACUAUUAUUUUUGUAAUGAUGAUGGAAGAGGCUAAACAACAGAAAUUUAUAGAAUCAUUGAUGUCCUAUUUAUAUUUUGUGUUGACAUGUUUUCAUUUUCAGUCUUGGCAUUGCUGUGUCAGUCAAUGGCAUUUCUAGGCCCUUUUUUGUUUUAAUCUAAAUGUUGAUGUAUACAUUCAGGCACAAAAUGGCUAUACCACUUUGGACAAAAACCUUCUACAUGUAUUUUGAGUUCCAAAAAAUUGGUGUUGUUUUGCUUCCUAUUUUUGUGUUCCUUAGCUGAUUUUGGAUAAAACACCCAGCCAUUAAACCUUUACACAAACUCUUCACAAUGACCUGUUGAAACAUUCAUAACUUUUGCAGAAAACUCCCAGGAACUGGUAAAAAGAGCGUUCUCGCAACAACAUUGUCUUCAGGUUUAGGAAGUAGUUGGAACAGAGGGGCAAUAACUCUCCACACAACAUGUUUAAAGUGUGAACUUGGUUUUGUUCUCCCUUUACCUAAAUAGUCAUAUAAUGUACAGGUGUAUUCUUGUACAGUGGCAUUAAGUGCAACUGGUAUCAAAUUUCAUUGCCAUCAGUGAGAAACCCAACCAGGAAAGACAAAUGGUUCCCUCUGUAAUGACAAAUGGAAUCAGCUAUCGAACUGCGAUGCGACCAUGCCCAAAUGUCUGGUUUCAAAAGAUUGAAUAGAUAGGCCCAACCAUCAAUCAUUCAGGCGGUGUGAAUCAAAGUACAGUUAACGAAAGUCGUCACUUGGACUUACCCCUACAUGAAUCUUUGAUUGGUUGUUGCAACUGCAAAUGCACCUCAAGUUUAAGAAAGCAUGUCGUAUGCUUGCAUGCACAGUUGGGGCAAAAUGUUUACAUACGCCUGGGAGAACAAAAACAGCUUUCCUCAAAUUUCCAGGGGUGUGAGUGGUCACUUACAGCACAAUGCUGAAUGUAAGAAAUCCCCACAGGUUUGUAUGCAGCAAGUGCAUGAAGAAGCUGAAAUUGAGGGUCAACAUUUGAACAAAAAAGAAGCUGAAAUCAGCUAAAAAGUUGAAUUUUAACAUCUCUGAAUUUCACAACUUCACUCGUUCCUGCAAACUUCAUAAAGACAAAAGAGAUGGGUCUAUAGCUAAUGUACAUAGUGUAUGCAUCAUAUAAAAACACCCGGUGAUGUAUAUAUGAUUCAUAUGUAUAUUUACCCCCAAAAAAUCAAAAUUUUAUAUACUCCAACCCUCAUAUUGAGUGCCGCUUUCUGUAUUUUUGGUAACAUUUCAUAGUCACAGUUGACCCCUCUCUGAAGUGUUUAAACCACAGUAAGGGGGUAGAUUAAAAUUUUUCACAAUAUGAUUUCUCAGAAGUAAUAAUAUUGUGAACCAUAAUUGAAGUACACACUACGAACAUUAAGUUGAGAUACAAUUUGUCUGACGUUAUAAAAGUUGGCAAAACUAUAUUGAACAGCAAAAAAAAUUGAGGAAAACUGUUUUACCAAGUGCACAUACAUUUUUGGCCCCAACUGUAUAAUGCCAAUGAACUUACAUGCAUGGUGUCUCCUGAUAAUAGUUGGUGCGAAGACACUCUACUGAGGAUAUCAGAGUUAGCAUAUACACACGGUGCGCAUGAUUGGCACAGCUGUAGUGAGUAAAACUUUGUUGGAUGAUGGCAUUUGCUUGGUGCAGCAAAGAUGAUCUGAAUGAGUUAACAACGUUUACCAGUCAUUUCUAAUGAUGCUGCAUUAUCUAAUAUCUGUCCAGUGUUACGGCGACAGUCAAAUGUGUCAUAGAGGCAGGCAAAAACAAGCUAAAAAAUGCUCCCUGGCCAAACCUAACUAAGAAAGUACCAGGAGCAUUAAUCUUCCCACUUCAGUCCUAUUUAGUUGUUCGGGUUUUUCUGUGUUUACCAAGGUAGCGUGUAUUACUGGCAUUCCAUGCCAACAGCUAAAACAGGAAAACUGUACAAAGAAUGUACCUCAGCUAAUUGUGUACAAGUAUUACGAGACAUGGACAACAAAUAGAACUUGUGUUUAUGAGUACACCAACAGAUGCAUAAAGGAGAGUUAUUUAUUGGGAUAUACAAUGGCAACCGUUUCCUGCUUGUAAAUUAAAACUUAAAGAAAAGGCUUGCUGUUUAUGCAGCACUUCUUCGUUAUGAACAAGUGCACGUAAACGUAUAUUAAAAUUCAUCAAGAUUGAUGAUGACGGUUGUACAUUUUUACAGGCAAAAUACAGAAGAGGCCAUUUAAAGUAAUAUCCAGAUUGUUUGCUCUUAAAUUGUUAUCAUGAUUAUUUAUGAAAUAAAUUUAUUGAACAGUA